Messenger RNA from Ilex paraguariensis (yerba mate), 786 nucleotides. NCBI's taxonomy places the organism in Eukaryota, Viridiplantae, Streptophyta, Magnoliopsida, Aquifoliales, Aquifoliaceae. The record is from the annotation of a GenBank genome assembly.
AUGAGACACAGAUACUGUUGUUCUCCUGAUCCAAGUGAUGUCAGAGACAAUGUAAGGGAAUGGCUCUGUAGGAGUGAAGCUGAUCAACGUGAUAAGUUGUUAGCCUGUGGGACCCUUAUUGUUGCAGAACUUAGGCUGCUGGUUCUAAAAGAGACUGAAUUCACUUGUUCUGCUGGCAUUGCUCAUAAUAAGAUGCUGGCCAAACUAGCAAGUGGUAUGAAUAAACCUGCACAACAAACUGUUGUACCAUUCUCAUCUGUCAAGGGAUUGCUUGAACCGUUGCCGAUAAAGAAAAUGAAACAGCUUGGGGGAAAGCUUGGGAAUUCUUUGCAACUUGACCUUGGUGUGAACACUGUUGGGGAUCUAUUGCAGUUUUCAGAGGAGAAGCUACAAGAACAUUAUGGGAUAAAUACUGGUACUUGGUUAUGGAAUAUUGGGAGGGGAAUCAGUGGGGAAGAGGUUGAGGGUCGCCUUCUUCCCAAGAGUCAUGGUGCUGGGAAGACAUUUCCUGGACCUCGGGCCUUGAAAACGAUUGCUUCUAAACCAUUGGGCAACCUUUAUUAUAUAUCUUCGGAGGUCUCUGGUUCAUACUCAUGGAAAAAGUUGCCCCAAACAAGGUCUGGGACUGAAAUUCCAAAGAAUAGCCCAAAAAUUUCCAAAGUUCAGGAAACUUUGGAAAAAUGCAUCCAGAACAUGGAUCAACUCCAAAACUACUACUCUCCAAGUCUGCCAAGCAGGUAUUUCCAAACAUUGACCAAUACUCUUUCUUUGUACAGUGGCGAUUAA